Rotaria sp. Silwood2 is the source of this 1107-nucleotide messenger RNA. The record is from the annotation of a GenBank genome assembly. Lineage: Eukaryota; Metazoa; Rotifera; Eurotatoria; Philodinida; Philodinidae.
AUGUCGCUUAAGAUUGCAUCAGUAUUAGAACUAUCAGGGUUCGAGAAGUACUCUUGUGUACAUGGAAAUUGGUCAACUAUCUGUCAUGCUGCUCAUUUAACUGGUGAUCAUAGAAUUAUUGUCAAUAAUAUUCCAUAUGUCAUUCCUCAUCUACUUAAACGACAUCCCCGCAUGCGAACACGUCUUCAUAUUGAAGGUUAUCAACAUUCACUUCAGAUUUUUGACUAUGAUGAAGAAUAUCUUAAGGCAGAUUUAUUUUAUUCCGUUGCCAAUAUAAAUGAUAAAUCUCAUCCGCAUAUUCCUGUUAAGGCAAUUCGUCUCAAUGGUGAGCCAACACCAUUUCGUAUUCAACCAAUUAAAAAUAACUUUCUAUUUACAUCAAGUUCUUCAAUUGUCUAUUCAUGUUUACAUGAAAAAUGUCGUAAUCAACAAAUCACAUUGAAUGGUCCAUUGUUUGGUUGUUUGUUAUUGGCUUUUCAUCAUUGUUUUCCAAGUGAGAAAAAAAAUAACAGAUAUUUGGCGCCAUUUAAUGUGGAUCUUGCUGUUAAUAUGCGUUCACGUUUACCUCAAUCAUCGUUCACGUCUCAAACCGUGGGGUUUUGUGUUAGUAUUUGUGAAAUAAAAUUGAAAAGACAACUUUCACUUCAUUCUACACCGUUUUGGACACUUGCAAAAAAAUGUAUGACAACAACAAAUAAGGCGUUAGCAAAUGAAAAUGAGCGUUACACUAUGCAUGUUUAUAACAACAUUUUGAGCAAUUCUCACAAAUUUGAUCAAUUUAGCCAAUUCUAUCCUGAAGGACUUACAUCAGAAUUAUGUUUGUCUAAUAUUGGUAAAUAUCCAUUUCCAUGUAAUUAUAAUCAAGGUCAAUUACGAUUACAAGGAUUGCAUGUUAUCAAUAAUUGUAGUGUGUAUUAUUCAACAGCUAUGUUUUUUGUUACAUGUGCUGGAGAUGAUCAAUUAGAUUUUUCACUUAGUCAUGCAAUGGAAACUGAAGAAAAAGCACAAGAAUUUCUCGAUUAUUAUGUUCGUCUUAUCGAAGCAUGUGCUAUUGCUGACAUUGGAAUAACUCUAGAGCAACUAUUGAGAAGUGUUCAGUCUCAAUAA